Ilex paraguariensis (yerba mate) is the source of this 1378-nucleotide messenger RNA. NCBI's taxonomy places the organism in Eukaryota, Viridiplantae, Streptophyta, Magnoliopsida, Aquifoliales, Aquifoliaceae. The record is from the annotation of a GenBank genome assembly.
CCUCAACAUAACCCUAGCACAAGAAGUAAAUGAAACGCACUCCUGACCGUAGAUUUCUGUCCCCUCUGCACACUAGGGUUUUAGUAUUUGAGCGCCUUCAGCAGCACUUCUCUGUCGCCCUCUCCCAAUCCCUCUCCCUCUCCCUCUCGUUCUCGCACAACGAGCUGCGGCUAUGGCCUUCAUCAAAGCUCAAAAGUCAAGGGCUUACUUCAAGCGUUUCCAAGUCAAAUUCAAGAGAAGGAGACAGGGUAAGACAGACUAUCGGGCCAGGAUUCGUUUGAUUAAUCAGGACAAGAACAAGUACAACACUCCCAAAUAUCGAUUUGUCGUGCGAUUUACUAACAAGGAUAUAAUUGCACAAAUUACAUCUGCUAGCAUUGCUGGUGAUAUGGUUCUUGCAGCUGCUUAUGCCCAUGAACUUCCUCAUUAUGGGCUUGAAGUUGGCCUCACAAAUUAUGCUGCAGCUUAUUGUACUGGCCUUCUCUUGGCUCGCCGAGUACUGAAAAUGCUUGAGAUGGAUGAGGAGUAUCAGGGGAAUGUUGAGGCUACUGGGGAGGAUUUCUCUGUUGAACCAACUGAAAGCAGGAGGCCUUUCCGAGCUCUCCUGGAUGUUGGCCUUGUACGAACAACUACCGGCAAUCGUGUUUUUGGUGCCCUCAAGGGAGCAUUGGAUGGUGGACUUGACAUUCCUCACAGUGAUAAGAGGUUUGCUGGAUUUGGCAAAGAGAGCAAGCAACUUGAUGCUGAGGUCCAUCACAAGUACAUCUAUGGAGGCCAUGUUGCUGCAUACAUGAGAACUUUGAUGGAAGAUGAGCCUGAGAAAUACCAGUCCCAUUUUAGCCAGUACAUUAAGAAGGGUCUUGAGGCAGAUGGCCUUGAGGAGAUGUACCAGAAGGUCCAUGCAGCCAUAAGAGCUGACCCCAAUCCAAAGAAGUCUGAGAAGCCUCCAAAGGAGCACAAGAGGCAUAACCUAAAGAAGCUGACUUAUGAGCAAAGGAAGGCUCGGCUGAUCGAGAGGUUAAAUGCUCUCAACUCUGCUGCAGGAAAUGAUGAUGAGGAUGAGGAAGAUGAUGAUGAGUGAACACUGCUGUUUACGUCCUCCUUUUUGUGCUAGACUGUUGCUUCAAUUUUUGCAUGUUUAGUAGAAUGAGAACUAUUGCGUGUUACUGACAGAGUAGACUGCAUUGACGAUAUAAUUUUAAAUUUCCUCAAGUUUGGAUUUUUAUUUGCUGUGUUAGUACAACUCCAAUCUGGAGAUGCAUGAUCUCACAUUCUCAUGGUCGGUAUAGUUGUGUUUUGCAUCAUGUUUAUCUGGGUUGCUGAAUGUGAUGGUCUUUUUGCCUAUGUUGAAUGUUCUUGUCUUGCCAUUCCUGAUCUG